Molecule: messenger RNA, 504 nt
Organism: Quercus lobata
Lineage: Eukaryota; Viridiplantae; Streptophyta; Magnoliopsida; Fagales; Fagaceae
Product: probable mannitol dehydrogenase
Exons: 4
Coding region: 1-504 (167 amino acids)
Molecular function (GO): oxidoreductase activity, acting on the CH-OH group of donors, NAD or NADP as acceptor
Source: RefSeq, a predicted model, not a curated record
AUGCCGACGGGUUUUCUGCCGCCGAUGGCUUUUGGGGCAAAAGUGACUGUAAUUAGUACCUCACCUAGCAAGAAGGAUGAAGCUUUGGAACAUCUUGGUGCUGAUUCUUUUUUGGUUAGCCGUGAUCCAGACCAAAUUCAGGCUGCCAUGAACACAAUGGAUGGUAUUAUUGAUACUGUUUCUGCAGUGCACCCCAUUUUACCAUUGCUUGGUCUAUUGAAGUCCCAUGGAACGCUUGUCAUGGUGGGUGUACCGGACAAGCCACUUGAGCUACCUGUGUUUCCGUUGCUUACGGGAAGGAAGAUGGUUGCCGGGAGUGGCAUUGGAGGAAUGAAAGAGACGCAAGAGAUGAUUGACUUUGCAGCAAAACAUGGCAUCACGGCAGACAUUGAGGUUGUUUCAAUGGAUUAUGUGAACACCGCAAUGGAGCGUCUUGCUAAGAAUGAUGUUAGAUACAGGUUUGUCAUUGACAUUGGAAACACCUUGGCUGCUACCAAGCCUUGA